Molecule: messenger RNA, 5222 nt
Organism: Brassica rapa (field mustard)
Lineage: Eukaryota; Viridiplantae; Streptophyta; Magnoliopsida; Brassicales; Brassicaceae
Product: transcription elongation factor SPT6 homolog
Biological process (GO): transcription elongation-coupled chromatin remodeling; transcription elongation by RNA polymerase II; nucleosome organization
Cellular component (GO): transcription elongation factor complex
Molecular function (GO): nucleosome binding; histone binding; nucleic acid binding
Source: RefSeq, a predicted model, not a curated record
CUUGAAAAUUGCAUAUAGAGCUCAUUCAGAUUGUGGUUUUCUUUCACGAAACAAUCACACUGGUAAAGCCUUCUGCUCUCCGGCGCCGCUUUUCGCGAACCCUAGAAUCGCCAAAGCCUAACCUUCUUCUCAAUCGACGUUUCCUCAUCUUUCAGGGUUGGUUUCUGCGCCGUCGCACUUGUAAUUUCUCGAAAGCACAAUGGCAAGGAACGACAUUUCCGACGAAGAAGUAGAUGAUCAUGAGCUCGAGGAUGAGGAGGGAGAGCCAGUUCAUGGAGAUCCUGUCGAGAACCCUGACAACGAUGAUGAAGAUGAAGAGGAGGGUGAUAAUGAAUAUGAUAAGAAUGAUGGUUUCAUAGUGAGUGAUGAAGAAGAAGAAGAUGACGAGGGAGAAGAAGAGAGGCAAAAUAGCGAUGGGGAGAAGAAGAAAAAGAAGAAGAAGAAACGAAGGAAAAAGGACGAAGAUCUUGAUGAAGAGGAUUAUCUACUGCUCCAAGAUAACAACCCGAAAUUCCAAAAGAGAAAGUAUAAGAGGUUGAAGAAAGCUCAAAGGGAGUUUGGCCAGGGAGGAUCAUCUGAUGAUGAUUUUGAUGGGAGUAGUGGAGCUGGGAGAAGUGCUGAGGACAAGAUUAAAGACGAUCUGUUUGAUGAUGUUGAUGUAGAUCUGCCUGAUGAUGAUGUAGGCGAUGAGGAAGAACUAGCUGUGGAAGAAGAUGUAGUUGGGAGCGAGGAUGAAAUGGCAGAUUUCAUCGUAGAUGAAGAUGGCAAUGGUCAUCGUAGGAAGGGCGACCAUAAGAAAAAGAAAUAUAGACAGGGAUCAGAUAUCAGUGCUCUGAGAGACGCUAGCGAAAUAUUUGGCGAUGUUGACGAGCUUUUGUUAAUUCGCAAAAAGGGUUUGGCAUCAAGUGAAAGGGUGGAAAGAAGGCUUGAAGAUGAGUUUGAACCAACUGUUCUCUCUGAUAAGUACAUGACAGGGAAAGAUGAUGAAAUCCGCCAACUUGAUAUGCCUGAGAGGAUGCAGAUAUCUGAAGAAAGCACUGGAAGCCCUCCGAUAGAUGAACUCAGCAUUGAGGAAGAGAGCAAUUGGAUAUAUGCCCAAUUUACUUCUCUACUAAAAGAUCCUGAUGGACUUCACAUUUUUGGUGGUCAAGGUUUCUCGGUUAAGAAGGAUGACAUUGCAAAGUUUUUGGAGCUACAUCAUGUGCAGAAACUAGAGAUACCAUUUAUAGCUAUGUACCGAAAGGAGCAAUGCCGGAGCUUGUUAGAUUCUUCUGAUAUCAGUGAGCUCAAUAUAGAGAAGAAACCUGAGACCAAGUGGCAUAAGGUCUUCUGGAUGAUUCAGGACUUGGAUAGGAAGUGGCUCCUUCUUCGAAAAAGGAAAAUGGCGUUGCAUGGUUACUACGCAAAACGUUUCGAAGAAGAGUCCAGGAGGGUUUAUGAUGAAACUAGGCUUAACCUAAAUCAAUAUCUUUUUGAAUCAGUCAUUAAGUCUCUUAAAGUGGCAGAAACAGAAAGAGAAGUUGAUGAUGUAGAUUCCAAGUUCCACUUGCAUUUUCCUGCCGGUGAAGUUGGUAUUGAUGAAGGGCAGUACAAGAGGCCUAAGAGAAAAUCACAAUAUAGCAUCUGCAGCAAAGCGGGGCUCUGGGAGGUUGCAAACAAAUUUGGGUAUAGUGCUGAGCAAUUGGGACUUGCAUUGUCCCUAGAAAAACUGGUUGAUGAGCUUGAGGAUGCAAAGGAAACACCAGAGGAAAAGGCAUUGAACUUUGUGUGUGCAAUGUUUGAAAAUCCUCAAGCUGUUCUAAGGGGUGCACGGCAUAUGGCUGCAGUUGAGAUAAGUUGCGAGCCAUCAGUCAAAAAGUAUGUCCGUGGCAUUUAUAUGGAGAAUGCAGUAGUCUCAACAAGUCCAACAGCAGAUGGGAAUGGAGUAAUAGACUCUUUCCAUCAGUUUUCUGGGGUUAAGUGGUUACGAGAAAAGCCACUGAGCAAGUUUGAGGGUUCGCAGUGGCUUCUCAUUCAGAAGGCAGAAGAGGAGAAACUUCUUCAAGUAACGUUCAAGCUGCCCGAGAAUUGCAUGAACAGGCUAAUUAGUGACUGCAAUGAACACUAUCUAAGUGUUGGGGUCAGUAAGUAUGCUCAACUCUGGAAUGAGCAAAGAAAAUUAAUACUGGAGGAUGCGCUUCAUACUUUUAUUUUACCAUCAAUGGAGAAAGAAGCAAGAUCCUUGCUAACUAUUAGAGCGAAGAGUAGGCUGCUAUCUGAGUAUGGACAGGCUUUGUGGAACAAGGUGUCUGCAGGGCCAUAUCAAAAGAAAGAAAUGGACAUUAGCUCUGAUGAGGAAUCUGCACUAAGGGUCAUGGCAUGUUGUUGGGGACCUGGAAAGCCACCAAAUACGUUUGUGAUGCUGGAUUCAUCGGGAGGGGUGCUUGAUGUCCUUUAUGCUGGAUCUCUCACACUGCGAUCCCAGAAUGUCAGCGACCAGCAACGUAAAAAGAAUGACCAGGAUCGUGUUUUAAAGUUUAUGAUGGACCAUCAACCGCAUGUUCUGGCUUUAGGAGCUGUCAAUUUGUCUUGUACUCAUCUGAAGGAUGAUAUAUAUGAGGUCAUAUUCCAGGUGGUGGAGGAAAAGCCUAGAGAUGUUGGACAUGGGAUGGAUGAUUUAACCAUUGUUUAUGUAGACGAAUCACUUCCUAGGCUAUAUGAAAACUCUCGAAUCUCAGGUGAACAGCUACCUCAACAGUCAGGGAUCGUGAAACGUGCAGUUGCUCUUGGACGCUAUCUCCAGAAUCCUCUUGCAAUGGCUGCGACUUUAUGCGGUCCAGGCCGGGAAAUAUUGUCUUGGAAGCUUCAUCCAUUGGAGAAUUUUCUUCAGGUUGACGAGAAGUAUGGGAUGGUUGAGCAGGUUAUGGUUGACAUAACAAACCAGGUUGGAAUCGACAUUAAUUUGGCAGCUAGCCAUGAGUGGUUUUGUUCUCCUUUACAGUUCAUUUCUGGACUUGGGCCUAGGAAAGCUGCGUCAUUGCAAAGGUCACUUGUUAGAGCUGGAUCUAUAUUUGUCCGCAAGGACCUGAUAAUGCAUGGUCUUGGUAAAAAGGUGUUUGUAAAUGCAGCUGGUUUCUUGCGCAUCCGAAGGAGUGGGCUGGCUGCUAGUAGCAGUCAAUUUAUCGACUUAUUGGAUGACACCAGAAUACAUCCCGAGUCGUAUGGUCUUGCACAAGAAUUGGCAAAAGAUAUUUAUGAUCAAGAUGUAAGAGAUGAUUCCAAUGAUGAUGAGGAUGCAAUAGAGAUGGCAAUAGAGCAUGUGAGAGAUCGGCCAGGCUCUUUGAGGAAAGUUGUCCUUGAGGAGUAUCUUGCAAGCAAGAAACGAGAGAACAAGAAGGAAACUUACCGUAAUAUCAUGAGAGAGUUAAGCUGUGGUUUCCAGGAUUGGCGGAUGCCUUAUAAAGAUCCAACUCCAGAUGAAGAGUUUUAUAUGAACUCGGGAGAGACUGAAGAUACCAUAGCUGAAGGCAGAAUUGUCCAGGCCACUGUUCGGAGAUUACAGAGUGGAAGAGCCAUAUGUGUCUUAGAUUCUGGAUUAACUGGGAUGCUUACGAAGGAAGAUUUCGCAGAUGAUGGGAGAGACAUUGUCGAGUUGUCGGACCGACUAAAUGAAGGCGAAAUUCUUACAUGCAAGAUCAAAUCGAUUCAAAAGGAGAGCUAUCGGGUGUUCCUUAUUUGCAAAGAAAGUGAAAUGAGAAACAACAGGCGCCAGCAAAACCAGAAUCUUGAUCCCUAUUACCGUGAGGAUAGAAACAGUCUCCAGACUGAAAAAGAGAAAGCUCGAAAAGAAAAGGAGCUGGUGAGGAAGCAUUUCAAGUCUCGGAUGAUUGUCCAUCCCCGUUUCCAGAACAUCACUGCUGACCAAGCAACCGAGUAUUUGUCUGACAAAGAUUUUGGAGAAAGCAUUGUUCGUCCAAGUUCUCGAGGACUCAAUUACUUGACAUUGACGCUUAAGAUCUACGGUGGAGUCUAUGCUCACAAGGAGAUAGUUGAAGGUGGAAAAGAAAGCAAGGACAUCACAAGCCUACAGCGUAUUGGGAAGACGCUGACAAUUGGAGAGGACACCUUCGAGGAUUUAGAUGAGGUCAUGGAUCGGUAUGUUGAUCCUCUAGUCUCUCAUCUCAAGACGAUGCUUAACUAUAGGAAGUUCCGGAAGGGGACAAAAUCAGAAGUUGAUGAGCUUCUCAGGAUCGAGAAGAGUGAAAAUCCUGCAAGGAUAGUGUACUCUUUCGGGAUAUCAGACGAGCAUCCAGGAACCUUUAUACUGUCUUACAUAAGGAGCACAAAUCCACAUCACGAGUAUGUUGGUCUAUACCCCAAGGGAUUCAAGUUCAGGAAAAGGAUGUUUGAAGACAUUGACAGGCUUGUGGCGUACUUCCAGAGGCAUAUUGGUGACCCGUUGCAGGAAACAGUUCCAUCUAUCAGGUCUGUUGCGGCCAUGGUGCCGAUGAGAAGCCCAGCGGACCGUGGCUCUUCUGGAGGUGGUGCUGGUGGUUGGGGUGGUUCUCAGAGUGAAGGAGGCUGGAAAGGUAACUCGGAUCGCUCAUCUGCACCAAGACCAGAGAGAGGCGGUGAGUACAGAAAUGGUGGUGGACGUGGUGAUGGGCAUCCAAGUGGAGCGCCUAGGCCGUAUGGUGGUCGUGGUCGAGGCAGAGGACGGAGUGAUAACAACAGAGAGAGGGAAGAUGGAAACCGAGAUUGGGGAAAUAACAAUUCCGGAACCGGAGAUGGAGAUGGAGGUUGGGGAAGCGAGUCUGGUGGUAAAAAGAGUGGCGGUGCAGGCGGUUGGGGUAGCGAAUCUGGAGGUGGUGGUUGGGGAAAUGAUUCUGGUGGUAAAAAGAGCAGCGAGGAUGGUGGUUGGGGUGGCAGUUCUGGUUCUGGUGGUGGUGGCGGUGGUUGGGGAAACGAGUCUGCCGGUAAAAAGAGUGAUGAAGAUAGUGGUUGGGGAAACGAGUCUAGUGGUAAUAAGAGCGAUGGUGGCGGGUGGUGAAGGAUCAUAACUAGUGGGUAUUUGCAAAUGCUAAGACAAAACAGUAGUAAUUAGCUUCUUCCUUAAUGUUCGUCGUUUAUGCUUACUCCUUUUGUUACCUCUUAACCUGGUAUUAGUAUUUUAUGUAAAGACUUUUUAUGAACUUUCCAGGAAAGUCUUUAAUUAAUACACCUUCUUUUAUAUGAAUCUUCUU